AUGUACCGCCGCCUGGGAGAGCUGCUGGCGCCCGCCCGCGCCGCCGCCUCGGCCUGCCCUCCCGUCGCUGCGGCGGAGCCCUGCGCGGCCUCGCUGCUGCUGCCGGCCGGGGAGUCCCGGCGUCGCUACAGCCAGGCGGUGGGCCGCGAGGAGGCCUCCGAGGACGACCCGAACUUCUUCCGCAUGGUGGAGGGCUUCUUCGACCGCGGCGCCGGCAUCGUGGAGGACCAGCUGGUGUCCGGGCUGCGCACCCGCGAGAGCGCCGAGGAGAAGCGGCACCGCGUCCGCGGCAUCCUGCGCAUCAUCAAGCCCUGCAACCACGUGCUCAGCGUCUCCUUCCCCAUCAAGCGCGACAACGGCGAGUGGGAAGUGGUGGAGGGCUACCGCGCCCAGCACAGCCAGCAUCGCACGCCCUGCAAGGGAGGUAUUCGUUACAGCACAGAAGUGAGUGUUGAUGAAGUGAAAGCUUUAGCUUCUCUUAUGACUUAUAAAUGUGCAGUAGUUGAUGUGCCAUUUGGUGGUGCAAAGGCUGGUGUUAAGAUCAAUCCUAGGCUAUAUACAGACAAUGAAUUGGAAAAAAUCACAAGACGGUUUACCAUAGAACUCGCAAAGAAAGGCUUUAUUGGGCCUGGUGUGGAUGUGCCUGCGCCUGACAUGAGCACCGGUGAACGGGAGAUGUCGUGGAUUGCCGAUACCUACGCUAAUACCAUAGGACACUACGACAUCAACGCCCAUGCCUGUGUGACGGGGAAACCCAUCAGCCAGGGCGGCAUCCAUGGCCGCAUCUCUGCCACGGGCCGUGGCGUCUUUCACGGGAUCGAGAACUUCAUCAAUGAAGCAUCGUACAUGAGCCUCUUGGGGAUGACUCCAGGAUUUGGAGACAAGACGUUUGCUAUCCAGGGAUUUGGCAACGUUGGUCUGCAUUCUAUGAGAUACCUUCAUCGCUAUGGAGCAAAAUGUGUAGCUAUUGGAGAAAAGGAUGGCGCGAUCUGGAAUCCCGAUGGACUUGACCCGAAGGAGUUGGAAGAUUAUAAGCUGCAACACGGAUCCAUUCUCACCUAUCCAAAAGCCCAGACUCUCGACUGCCAUAUUCUUGAAACCGAUUGUGACAUCCUCAUCCCAGCGGCCAGCGAGAAGCAGUUGACAAAAGCCAACGCUCAGAAAGUCAGAGCAAAAAUCAUUGCUGAAGGCGCGAAUGGACCCACGACCCCUGAAGCGGAUAAGAUAUUCUUGGAACGGAAUAUCAUGGUUAUUCCGGACCUUUAUUUAAACGCUGGUGGUGUGACUGUAUCUUACUUUGAGUGGUUGAAGAACUUGAACCACGUCAGCUACGGCCGCUUGACCUUCAAGUACGAAAGGGACUCAAACUACCAUCUACUAAUGUCAGUUCAGGAAAGCUUGGAAAGGAAGUUUGGGAAACACGGGGGAAGUAUUCCGGUUGUGCCCACUGCGGAAUUCCAGGAUAGAAUAUCUGGCGCCUCGGAGAAAGACAUCGUGCAUUCAGGCUUGGCCUACACCAUGGAGCGAUCCGCACGGCAAAUCAUGCGUACCGCCAUGAAGUACAAUCUCGGUCUGGACCUGAGAACAGCUGCCUACGUCAACGCGAUCGAGAAGGUCUUCAAAGUGUACAACGAAGCCGGUCUGACCUUCACAUAAACGGCUCCUCGGUCUCAGCCUGACACACCCGUGUUCUGAGUCCCGUUGGGAAAAAAAAAAAAAAGCUUACGAGAAGUUUACACAGAAAUCCCUUUCUCAUUUAGCUUCCGUUCAAGCUAGUCUUUUUUUUAUAUAUAAUACUGGGGGGUGGGGUGGGGAAUCCAUGGAUUUAGGAUCCCGCGUCGAGAGACGACUAAAGAUAACCAGCUCAUCUGCACCGCCUAGAGUUUUGUAGGUUUCCUCUUGCGAGGCUACACCUGUUCCCUUUUCUUGUACGGAAGCGUGGCCUUGCCCCACUAAGCAACUUAGCAUCGCUUCCGACCACGUAUAACGCUGAAGCAAAUAUUAACUGUUCAAGCACUUUGGCUUCAGGCAAUGCUACACCUGUAGUUUUAGGCACUUUUGAGUUAAAGCUCUUUGGAUCGGUUCUGAAGACUGAAUGGGUGACCUUCAGGAAAUAACUUAGAUUUUUCCAUUUUUACAGUUACAGGAGCCAGAAGCCUUGUUCUCUUUCAGUAAAGAUUGUAUUUCUUUUUCAUUUUUUUUUUUUUUAAUCUUUGCUCCUGCUACAGGCCUGCCUCUAAAUCAUGUACUUAGCCUCACCUUGAUUUAAGCACUGACCGGUUGUACGCAAAAGACAGGAGUUCCAGGAAUUGAUUCUUUUUAUAAGCUGAACGAGCAUCAUUGAUGUACAGAUACCCAGGGGAGGAGAAUGGCUUAUUGUUUAAUCUUGUCACUACAUAUCCACUUAGCUUAUGUAUUAUUAUUACUUUUUUUUUUAAAAAAAAAAAAGGAUAACACGUACUUGAGCAUAACCUUGGGACAGUCUGAAGAAUUUUUGUAAAGUUUUUAUUCUUGUAUUUUAGUUUAUGAAGUGCUUUUAGCAUUAGCAUUGGCCCGUUGAACAAUUAAACGUAGAAACUAUUGGCACCAAGAGGAUUGGCAGGCACACUGACGUAGUUUUUGCUCCAUUCAUCUGGAAAUGCUGAUGUUGGGAAAAAUUGGUUAGAGGCGGGCCUUGAAUCAGGAUUGGAUUGUUCCCGUAGCUGCCUUGAAGGUCUCGACAUGGUCUUGUGUCCAGAUGAAUUCUAUAAAGUGCCAGAUUUAUUUGUCUAAUCAGUUAGGAUGUUUUUAAAAAACACCCCAGCCUCUCCUGGAAAUUUGUGCUUUUUUUCCCCCUAGCUCCUUUAUAAUUCAUGACAUAACAUGGCAACGAAAGCAAUUAUUAAAAGUUGACAUUUUGAAACAUA
Crotalus tigris (Tiger rattlesnake) is the source of this 2906-nucleotide messenger RNA. It is a transcript of the gene GLUD1, whose product is annotated as glutamate dehydrogenase 1. Gene Ontology annotation, cellular component: mitochondrion. Gene Ontology annotation, molecular function: L-glutamate dehydrogenase (NAD+) activity. The record is from RefSeq and is a predicted model, not a curated record. Bases 1 to 1656 code for a protein of 551 amino acids. Lineage: Eukaryota; Metazoa; Chordata; Lepidosauria; Squamata; Viperidae. Gene Ontology annotation, biological process: L-glutamate catabolic process. The transcript is spliced from 13 exons.